AUGUUUUAUCUGAGCUGGGGCAUGCGGCUGGCAGGAAGACCCGUGACCCUCAGAGCCCUCCUCUUGCUGGUUGCACUCUGGGUGCUGCUCCUGGUUCCAAGCCAGUGUUUGCAAGGCCGUCCCACAUGGCGUUAUAUCUCAUCGGAUGUGGUCACUCCUCGGAAGGUGACCUACCAUGGCAAGGGAUUUCAAGCACCAGGCCGGCUCUCCUACAGCUUGCGAUUUAGAGGCCAGAGACAUAUCAUCCACCUGCGCAGAAAGACUCUUAUUUGGCCCAGACACUUGCUGCUGACCACUCAGGAUGACCAGGGGGCGCUACAGAUGGAUUAUCCUUUUUGCCCUGUGGAUUGUUACUACAUUGGCUUCCUGGAGGAUAUCCCUCAUUCCUCAGUCACUAUGGAUACUUGUUCUGGGGGCCUGAAUGGGGUAGUGAUGCUGGAUGACCUUGCCUAUGAAAUCAAACCCCUCAGUGACUCACACACGUUCGAGCAUGUUAUUUCUCAGGUAGUAGCUGAUUCUGAUGCAGUGGAGCCUAUGAAAAAAUGGAAGAACGUAGACCAUAACGUGGGCCCCUUCUUCUCUGGAACAAAUUCCAACAUGGCUCCCAGAAUGUCAAGUAGAGACUAUGCUUCACAUCCAGCUGCCAUCAAGGGACAUUUUCUAGCAACCCAUUCUUUGUAUCUUGUAGUCCAAAAUGUUACAAGGUCUGGCGAAUAUUUGUUUUCAUUAGCCAGUUUAAUGGACAGUUUUAUGCACAACAUUCAUUUACGAUACUACGUUAUUAUUUUAACUGUGUUCAACAUUAGAAAUCCAUUUCCGGAUGACUACCGAGUGCCAGGAGGUGAAGUUCACAAUUACUAUUUGGCAAAUUUUUAUUACAGAUUUCGCCCUGAUUCAUCAACUUUAAUUAAUUUAAAAGGGCCAGAGGAUGAAGAUGCCGUUCCAAUUAUACAAAGUGUUUGUACUCCCAAUUCCUUAAUCUGCAUUGGUCAAAAUAGACGAGCUUAUAUAUAUAUGUCUAUAGUAGUAGCCAAUCGUGUCGGGAGGAAUAUAGGUCUGAAUUUUGAUGAUGAGGCUUACUGUUUUUGCCAGAGAAGGUCCACCUGCAUUAUGUUCAAGGAUCCUGUGCUAACAGAUGCUUUCAGCAAUUGUUCCCUUGCACAGCUAAACCACAUACUCAAUAGUCCUGGUGAGGUGCUGUGCCUUUUCACUGAUUUUACUAGUUACUAUAAUGGAUCAUUAACCUAUAGUGUUUGUGGAAACUUCAGAGUAGAUGAAGAGGAGGAUUGUGACUGUGGCUCAAACAAGGCAUGUUAUACAAAUCCCUGCUGUCAGAAUGACUGCAAAUUCGCAAAAGGUAGCAUUUGUGAUAAAGAAUCAUGCUGUUCAAACUGCACCUACAGUCCUUCUGGGACACUUUGCAGAAGUAUCCAGAACAUAUGCGAUCUUCCAGAGUACUGUAAUGGGAAUGAAAUCAAUUGCCCAACAGACUAUUAUCUGCAAGAUGGAACACCAUGUUCAGAAGAGGGGUACUGCUAUGCAGGAAACUGCACCGAUCGCAGUGUACAUUGCAAGGAAAUCUUUGGUGCAGGUGCUCAAGCUGGUAAUAGUAAGUGCUAUGAAAUCAAUAAGGAACGGUACCGGUUUGGACAUUGUCAGAGACCACAAGUAUCCCUCUUAUUUAGUCCUUGUUCUGAUAGAGAUAAAAUGUGUGGGAGGUUGCAGUGUACCAAUGUUACCCGUCUUCCACAGUUGCAGGAUCACGUUUCAUUCCAUCAGUCAGUUAUUUCUGGGUUUUCCUGUUUUGGGCUCGAUGAGCAUCGUUCAACAGAGACAACAGAUGCUGGACGAGUCAGAUUUGGCACUCGAUGUUCCACAAAUAAUUUCUGUGACCGAGGGUCUUGCAAUGGAUCUUUAACUGAACUCAAUUAUGACUGCACCCCAGAAAAAUGCAAUUUUCGAGGUGUAUGCAAUAAUAUUCGGAAUUGCCAUUGUCAUGUAGGCUGGGAACCUCCAGACUGUGUAGGAAAUGGACCUGGAGGGAGUUUGGACAGUGGACCACUUCCACAGAAUAUGCGAGCAAUAAAAGAGAGCAAAGAAGUAGUGGUUUACUUAAGAGUCAUUUUUGCUCGCAUUUAUGUCUUCAUGGGCUCACUGCUCUUUGGGGUGGCUUUUCGAGUAGCUUUUACUAAGGUUAUCAUGUAUGAAGAGUUGCAAGCUGCUUUACGUCGAGCAGAACAACAAGGACAUUUGCCACGGUAA
Messenger RNA from Phodopus roborovskii (desert hamster), 2262 nucleotides. Its product is annotated as disintegrin and metalloproteinase domain-containing protein 21. Gene Ontology annotation, molecular function: metalloendopeptidase activity. Bases 1 to 2262 code for a protein of 753 amino acids. The record is from RefSeq and is a predicted model, not a curated record. Gene Ontology annotation, biological process: proteolysis; male gonad development. NCBI's taxonomy places the organism in Eukaryota, Metazoa, Chordata, Mammalia, Rodentia, Cricetidae. Gene Ontology annotation, cellular component: plasma membrane; external side of plasma membrane; sperm head plasma membrane. The transcript has a single exon.